AUGAGGACUGGUGUCUCGGGAGACACCAACAGCCAGAGUCAAAUGAGGACUGGUGUCUUGGGAGACGCCAAGAGGCAGGGUCAAAUGAGGACUGGUGUCUUGGGAGACAACAACAACCAAGGGCAAAUGAGGACUGGUGUCUUGGGAGACGCCAAGAGCCAGGGUCAAAUGAGGACUGGUGUCUUGGGAGACACUAACAGCCAGGGUCAUAAGAGGACUGGUGUCUUGGGAGACAACAACAGCCAAGGUCAAAUGAGGACUGGUGUCUUGGGAGACACCAACAGCCAGAGUCAAAUGAGGACUGGUGUCUUGGGAGACACUAACAGCCAGGGUCAUAAGAGGACUGGUGUCUUGAGAGACGCCAAGAGCCAGGGUCAAAUGAGGACUGGUGUCUUGGGAGACAACAACAGCCAAGGUCAAAUGAGGACUGGUGUCUUGGGAGACGCCAAGAGCCAGGGUCAAAUGAGGACUGGUGUCUUGGGAGACACUAAAAGCCAGGGUCAAAUGAGGACUGGUGUCUUGGGAGACACCAACAGCCAGGGUCAAAUGAGGACUGGUGUCUUGGGAGACACUAACAGCCAGGGUCAUAAGAGGACUGGUGUCUUGGGAGACAAUAACAGCCAGGGUCAUAAGAGGACUGGUGUCUUUGAAGACACUAACAGCCAGGGUCAAAGGAGGACUGGUGUCUUGGGAGACACCAACAACCAAAGUCAAAUAAGGACUGGUGUCUUUGGAGACAACAACAACCAAGGGCAAAUGAGGACUGGUGUCUUGGGAGACAACAACAGCCAAGGUCAAAUGAGGACUGGUGUCUUGGGAGACACAAAACAGCCAGGGUCGAAAAAAGAGGACUGGUGUCUUGGGAGACACUAA
Ylistrum balloti is the source of this 873-nucleotide messenger RNA. RefSeq lists its product as uncharacterized. Lineage: Eukaryota; Metazoa; Mollusca; Bivalvia; Pectinida; Pectinidae. The transcript has a single exon. The record is from RefSeq and is a predicted model, not a curated record. Bases 1 to 873 code for a protein of 290 amino acids.